CGGCGAUUUAAAGAACGCAUAUAACUCAACAAAGAAUGGAAGAAGUGAAAGUGCUUGGAGCUUGGCCUAGUCCAUAUAAUUUCAGAGUGAUAUGGGCUCUAGAGCUCAAGGGUGUGAAGUAUGAAUACGUAGAAGAGAAUUUGGUUAACAAGAGUGAUUUGCUUUUGCAUUACAACCCAGUUCACAAAAAGAUUCCGGUACUCGUUCACAAUGGGAAACCAAUCACCGAGUCCGCUGUGAUCCUCGAGUACAUUGAGGAGACUUGGCCCCAGAAUCCCCUCCUUUCAGAUGACCCUCAUGAGAGAGCGUUGGCGCGGUUCUGGACAAAGUUUAUAGACGAAAAGGGGUUACCUUAUCUUAAAUUUAUGGCUGAUGGGGAAGAACAUGAGAAGGCUGCAAAAGAAAUCAGAGAUGUAUUCAAGAUCUUAGAAGAGCAAGCUCUGGGAGAGGAGGACUUCUUUGGUGGCAAUGAAAUAGGGUUGGCUGACUUGGCGUUGGGAUUUAUAGCCUCCUCUUUUGGAGUGAUUGAACAAGUUGUUGGUGUCAAAGUACUGCAUGCCAAUGAGUUCCCUCGCUUGUGUAAUUGGAUUAACAAGUUUAGGGAAAACCCAGCUAUAAAAAAGAGCCUCCAUCCUGAUAAAAUGUUUCUGUUUUACAAGCAGAGGAGGGAGAUGAUCCUUGCUUCAAGGCCUUGAAUUGCUUUCUUUCAGCAUCUUUUUAGCCUUUGCAUAUAUGAAAGUGGUUAAGACAAAGAAAGAAAAAUAAUGGUUGUUAUUCUAAAAAAAUGUUACUAGUCA
This is a messenger RNA of Pyrus x bretschneideri (Chinese white pear), 797 nucleotides long. Its product is annotated as probable glutathione S-transferase. Gene Ontology annotation, cellular component: cytoplasm. Bases 36 to 695 code for a protein of 219 amino acids. The record is from RefSeq and is a predicted model, not a curated record. The transcript has 2 exons. Lineage: Eukaryota; Viridiplantae; Streptophyta; Magnoliopsida; Rosales; Rosaceae. Gene Ontology annotation, biological process: glutathione metabolic process. Gene Ontology annotation, molecular function: glutathione transferase activity.